Elgaria multicarinata webbii is the source of this 1839-nucleotide messenger RNA. Its product is annotated as G protein-activated inward rectifier potassium channel 4-like. Bases 1 to 1839 code for a protein of 612 amino acids. NCBI's taxonomy places the organism in Eukaryota, Metazoa, Chordata, Lepidosauria, Squamata, Anguidae. Gene Ontology annotation, biological process: potassium ion import across plasma membrane; regulation of monoatomic ion transmembrane transport. The transcript has 3 exons. Gene Ontology annotation, cellular component: plasma membrane. The record is from RefSeq and is a predicted model, not a curated record. Gene Ontology annotation, molecular function: inward rectifier potassium channel activity.
AUGGCGUUGCCCGUCGCCAGCAGCAGCAUGGAAUUGCAGCCGGACAAAGGGCUCUGCGUCCCCAACAACAUUAGCGACUGGAGGCAGAAGUAUGAAGAGUCCAGGAUCCGCAGAAACUCCAUCCCCCCAGCAAAGACUCCCACCGCCAAACACAUGUUGGCUUACCUGCCUCGGCCUCCCACUGAAAGCGGAAGAUAUGGGACCUUUCCUCAGAAGCCUGAAAUGAUAGCUGUUCCUAUGGGUCCUUUAGACGAGAGCCGCCGGCAAACAGAAACUGCAACCACAAAGAGAAGUGCCCUGACAUGCAACUAUGUUUCUGUAUCCUGCAGCUCAAACAUCCCCAACGACAGGUCAGUCCUUCUCCAGAGGAGGCUCAGCACGGUGGAGCAGGCCAGCUACGGUGCAGUUGUGCCUACUAAACAUCGGCCCAGCGUCUCCAUCAAUACAGAAGAGCUGCCCAAAUACCACCGGUCCUCUAGGACUGACCCGCCGCCACCUUCUCUGCUGAGAGACUUCAAUGCCCGGCUUUAUCCCCAGCAUGCUUUCAGCGCGCCCAGCAUAAUCAACUCUGCACGGAACAAAACACCAACCCGUAGCAUCAUCUCGGUACCCAGCUCAGACAAAGGGCAGAGCAGGCGUUGCAAACUCAUGGAUGAUGACCGGCAGUUUGGCGGGGGGAACAAGCAGAAGAGGCAGCGCUACGUGACCAAAGUGGGCAAGUGCCAGGUGAACUUGGGCAACAUUCAGGAAAAGAAGAGGUUCUUGUCGGACAUCUUUACCACCAUUGUGGACCUCAAGUACCGUUGGUUCCUCUUCGUCUUCAGCAUGUGCUACAUCAUCACCUGGGUGGUCUUUGGACUCAUGUAUUACUUUGACGCCUGGGUACGAGAUGAUGUCAACCAUAUAGGUGACCCCGAGUGGAAGGCUUGCAUUGAGAACAUUGAUAAUUUCAUCUCUGCCUUAUUAUUCUCUGUGGAAAGUCAACGGACUAUUGGCUACGGUUCCCGGAUUGUGACCGCCAAUUGCUCAGAAGGAGUCAUCUUGCUAAUGGCCCAGUCCAUCAUUGGUUCUAUGAUAGAUGCCCUCAUGGUGGGGUGCAUGUUUGUCAAGAUCUCCAGGCCCAAGAAGCGUGCCCAAACCUUAAUAUUUAGUAAGAAGUGUGUGAUCUCCCACCGAGAUGAGCAGCUCUGCCUCAUGUUCCGCAUUGGGGACCUCCGGGACAGUCACAUGGUGGACGCAAAGAUAAGAGCCAAGCUGAUCAAGUCCAGGCAAACGAAGGAAGGGGAGUUCAUCCCGCUGGAGCAGUCGGAACUGAACCUGGGCUAUGACACAGGGGAGGACCGCCUCUUCCUUGUGGAGCCACAGAUCAUUUGCCACGUCAUUAACGAGCUCAGCCCUUUCUGGGAGAUGACAGCGGAUACACUGAAGAGGGAGCAAUUUGAAAUCAUCGUCAUCCUUGAAGGCAUUGUGGAAGCCACAGGAAUGACGUGUCAAGCCCGGACAUCGUACGUGGAGGAUGAGAUCCUUUGGGGCCACCGUUUUGAGCCCUGCAUGUCUCUGGAAAAAGGAGCCUUCCGUGUAGAUUACACCAGGUUCGAGAAGACAUUUGAGGUUCAGACCCCAGUGACAAGCGCACGAGAGAUGUACGAUCUGAGGGAGAUGGAAAACCAGGACCAAUCGACUCUAAGCUUGUAUUGGGACCAUCUGGUGCACCCUUGCCUUUCGUCAGAACUCAACCAUGAAGCUCGGCAAGGGGAUGGUCCCAGUGAGGAGGGCCUCUCCAGGCUGGGGUUCUCCAACAUCACAGAGGAGGAGAGAAGCAAUGAGUACCAGAACUAG